AGGGCGGCGGAGCGCGGGGGGCGCGCGGCCUGACUUCGGCGUCGCCGGCGGCACGCGGGAUUCCGCGCAGCCAUGGAGAGCGGAGGGCGGCCCUCGCUGGGCCAGUUCCUCCUCUUGGGCACCAGCUCUGUCGUCACCGCCGUCCUGUACUCCGUGUACCGGCAGAAGGCCCAGGUCGCCCAAGAGCUCAAGGGAGCUAAGAGAAUCCACUUGGGUGAAGACUUAAAGAACAUUCUCUCGGAAGCUCCAGGAAAAUGUGUUCCUUACGCUGUUAUUGAAGGGGCUGUUCGAUCUGUUAAAGAAACGCUCAACAGCCAGUUCGUGGAAAAUUGCAAGGGCGUGAUUCAGCGGCUGACGCUGCAGGAACACAAGAUGGUGUGGAACCGGACGACCCACCUUUGGAACGACUACUCCAAGAUCAUUCACCAGAGGACCAACACGGUGCCCUUCGACCUGGUCCCCCACGAGGACGGCGUGGCCAUGGCCGUGCGAGUGCUGAAGCCGCUGGACUCCCAGGAUCUGGGCCUGGAGACCGUGUACGAGAAGUUCCACCCCUCCGUCCAGUCCUUCACCGAUGUCAUUGGCCACUACAUCAGCGGCGAGCGGCCCAAGGGCAUCCAGGAGACCGAGGAGAUGCUCAAGGUGGGCGCCACGCUCACGGGGGUGGGUGAGCUGGUGCUGGACAGCAGCUCCGUGCGCCUGCAGCCCCCCAAGCAGGGCCUGCCGUACUUCCUCAGCAGCCAGGACUUCGACAGCCUGCUGCAGGGCCAGGAGGCCCGCGUCCGGCUCUGGAAGGUCCUGACGCUGGUCUUCGGCUUCGCCACCUGCGCCGCCCUCUUCUUCAUCCUCCGCAAGCACUACCUGCAGCGCCAGGAGAGGCGGCGGCUCCGGCAGCUGGAGCAGGAGUUCCAGGAGCAUGAGGCGCAGCUGCUGAGCCGUGCCAAGCCCGAGGACAGGGAGAGUCUGAAAAGCGCCUGUGUCGUGUGUCUGAGCAGCUUCAAGUCGUGUGUGUUUCUGGAGUGCGGGCACGUGUGUUCCUGCGCCGAGUGCUACCGCGCCUUGCCGGAGCCCAAGCGGUGCCCCAUCUGCAGACAGGAGAUCGCCCGCGUGAUCCCCCUGUACAAUAGCUAACCGUGCGAGGGCCCCACGGGGAGACGUGAGGGGGGACACCCCUUCUCAGGAAUUUUUGUCGUGAGGCCUUUAGGAGCGCAGUGAUGGGGGCCGCUGUUAGCCCAGCUAUGACUGAGGGAGGGGACUCGGGCGGC
Lontra canadensis (Northern American river otter) is the source of this 1265-nucleotide messenger RNA. It is a transcript of the gene MUL1, whose product is annotated as mitochondrial E3 ubiquitin protein ligase 1. Gene Ontology annotation, molecular function: ubiquitin-protein transferase activity. The transcript is spliced from 4 exons. Gene Ontology annotation, cellular component: mitochondrion. The record is from RefSeq and is a predicted model, not a curated record. Gene Ontology annotation, biological process: organelle organization; protein ubiquitination. Lineage: Eukaryota; Metazoa; Chordata; Mammalia; Carnivora; Mustelidae. Bases 73 to 1131 code for a protein of 352 amino acids.